GAGAAACCAAGUUUGUGUCCAUUUCUCGGUUUUCUAUAGGCCUCUUACAAAACGGAGUUCAAGUUGGCUGUGCUAAUGCAAUCAUUUUUCACUCACAUUCAAAGUGUUAAACAGUUAAGAAAAAACUUAAUAAAAACACAUCGAAAAUUUCAAAAAUCUGUGCGUACAAAACCUAAAGUCUUUUAGACCAUGUCUUUGCGACGAAGCAUAAGGAUUGAGCUUGCUGCCAGGGCUGCCGCCGCCACCCGGAAUGAAACUAGUAGCGCCGUCCAGCGUACUGCAACCCACCGCAUAAGGAAUCGGCGUGCUGCCACCGCCACCCGAAAUGCUACUAGUAGCGCCGUACAACGUCAUGCUACCCACCGCAUAAGGAAUCGGCGUGCUGCCACCGCUAUCCGAAAUGCUACUAGUAGCGCCGUACAACGGCCACGGGGCGGUGGCCCCAAGGGACGUCUUGUCCGUGAGCUAAAAGAAAUAAUGCUCAAUCCAACGGACGGUUGCCAUGUGAAGAUCGUUGAAGACGAUAUAACCCACUGGCACUGCAUUAUUCACGGCCCUUCCAAUUCUCCCUAUGAGGGAGGGCACUUUAAAUUGGAUGUAUUAUUUCCAGAUAACUACCCGUAUGUCCCGCCUCAUGUACAAUUUACGACUCAGAUUUACCACUGCAACAUCACCAGUGGCGGCCACAUAUGCCUGGACAUACUAUCGAACAACUGGUCGCCUAUCUUGACGGCAGAUAAAGUUCUCCUAUCGAUCAUGUCGCUGCUAGCAGAUCCCAAUCCUGACGACCCCAUGGAAAUCGUAGUUGCCAACAUGUACAAGAGGGACCGAGAGCAGCACGACCGAGUCGCCAGAGAGUGGACCACACUCUACGCCAUGCCAUAAGUUAUAUUUUGAUAAGCAUGCACAUAAUGCACAGUAACACCACCCAGAAAUUCAUACCCAUAUUCAUGCAAAUAUCAGAAUUCUUAUGACAAUUUCCUGAAGAUCUUUAAC
Drosophila guanche is the source of this 996-nucleotide messenger RNA. RefSeq names its product ubiquitin-conjugating enzyme E2 D4-like. The record is from RefSeq and is a predicted model, not a curated record. Lineage: Eukaryota; Metazoa; Arthropoda; Insecta; Diptera; Drosophilidae. Bases 190 to 885 code for a protein of 231 amino acids. The transcript has 2 exons.